AUGAGUGCUGACCCUGAUUACGACGUGGAUACCGAGGAAGAUAUUUCCUUUGGCAUCUCGCUUACCCCAAAAGGAGAAGAAGGGAAUGAAUUCCAUACGCAAAAUGAUCCGCUAGAUCCCUACCAGCGCGAGAACAUCAUUGAACGCAAAGGCGCCGUGGACAUUCGAUGCUCCAGUGUCGACAUUGUUCACGGCCUAUUUGAUCCCGAUGGCGAUGAUCUGUGUACUCUGAUUGUUCUCGACUUUCGAUUUGACCCAAGAAAACGAGCGCGGCGCAUCGCACAUGUCGAUAUUGAGCUGAGGUUUUCCUCCAGUGACAGAGGAGUAGUCGAUCCUCAGGUUUUUGCCAUCGCGCCAAACGGCAACUUGAAAUUCGCUCAGACGACACAGACAGAGACAAAAACUACUGGAGGCGAUGUGACCAUCGGAGCUGGCGCCGCUGGAGUGCAAGUAGGCAGCGGCCUGAAGUAUGAGCGUGAAAUUGCAAGAGAGAUGAGCUACGCUGGGUCCGUCACAGGCUCCAUCGAUUUACGCGGAAGAAACUAUGGCAAGCCAAACUGCGCGUCUUGGACACUGCUGGAGAACCCUGAGACAAAGACUGGUGUGCCUGUCUCCAUGCGAACCGCCAUCCUGCUCAAGAGAAGAGACGAGGGACGUUUCCAGUGCGUGGUGACAGUCAAUGCCAAAGCCGACUGGAGAACGUCUAUGGAAUGGCUCGUCGGCACCACGAAACGUGAUGAUCCGGUACUACUUGACCCGACGCUGGCUCCGACGAGCGAUAGGUACAAGGGCAUGGAGAUGAAGCUUGGGGAACUAGAUCUAAACACUAUCUGCGAUAUCACCUCGGCCAACAUUAUUGAGAACUCUGUUAAGCAAAUUAAGAUAGACAGCACACAGGUUACGCAAAGCUUGAUCCAAAGUGUAUCAGCAUCGUACGCAUCUGCCGAAGUCACCAUGGAACAGGCAGAAUCGUCGCUAUAUGCUAUGGAGACAUCUAGCAAUACCGUGGACAACGAGUCUCCAUCCGCUGACCCAAGUCUCUUGAUCGAUACAACCGAAGGAUUUGAGGCAAGCGAGAGGAAAUUCGAUAUUGUAGCAAUCCACGGCCUCUGUGGCAAGCAAUGGAGUUCAAGCAAGAGCAACACCUGGCUUCGGGACUUAGCGGCCUAUAUGAACUGGGAAGUGCGAAUCAUUCGGUAUGCCUAUGAUGCCGCAAAAUUAGCAGAGGCUCCAUAUCCCGAGGAGGCGAUUUCGUCUGAGGCCUCUACGCUUCUUCAAAAGCUUAGUGAGCUGAGGAGAGACCAGCAACCUCCGUUACCACUAGCCUUAUUCGCUCAUGACAUAGGAGGAAUCAUCGCCAAAAAGGCUUUGAUACUCGCUAGCCGAUAUGACAGUGAACAUAGCGAUAUUAGCUACUCAACAAAACUUCUGAUGUUCUUCGGCUGUCCACACAGGACCCUAGAUACACAUCAAGAUAUCGAGAUUCUUGCUAGCAGGCUUGAAAUGUUGAAACCGGCAGACUCAAUAGUGACUAGGCUUAACAGAAAAUGUCUCGCGAGGUCAAUCAUUGACGUGAACGACUCUUUCCUCAAUACCAGAGUCCUGACACGCGCCAACGUUAUCAAUAUCAUUUCAUCGAAAACAGAUGCCACUGAAAGGGUCUUUGACAAAUACACCGCAGCACUUGGAGUUCCAAUGGAGAAGGUUUCACUCAUUGACAAGUCUCACAAAGAGUUGAUUGAUGAGCCAGAAGCGUAUGCCCCGUACGGGGGCUUUCAAACCAAGAGGAUUUCAUCCUUUCCUUGGCAGGACGAUAAGCUAUCCCAUGUUAUGAGAGCCAUAAUGCACCAGGCACCUCCAAUGUAUCCAUUCAAGUUCAACACAACCCGUGGAUUCGUUUGGAUUUCUGAGCACGAUACCAUGGUUAAAUGGCUGAAGUCUUGGGGCCUUGGUCUUCUGCACAUCCACGGCACGUCUGCUAUAUCUAACGUGGCUCAGCAUGUGUAUGAAGGGAUCAUAGAUCGUGGAAAGAGCUCGACCUUCCGAGCGAUUCUCUACUUCAAAUUCGACAAGCACGAUAUCCGCCGGAAUUCUAUUGGGGCCAUGGCAAACUCCUUCUUGCUCCAGACUCUCAGUCAGAUAAGAGAGUCCCCUAACGAUAGGAUGCCGGACAUAGAACCGCCAGACUUUUCAGAUUGUUGGACUGAUAAAGACGCCUUCUUCUUUUUGGAAAAGCUUAUGAAGGAUAUAACAACCCAUGGCGAAGUUCACUGGAUCAUUGAUGAGCUCGAUCAGUGUGACGACAGCAGUGCUUUGUUCUUGUCGAUGGUCUCUGAUAUGGCCAAGAACUCUGAGCAGCAUUUCAAGAUCUUGGUGACAACCGUUGAUGACAGUCAGAUCCGCGAGGCUCUAUCAGAGUUUCCUUCAAUCGACUUAAGAGAACACCCACCGACAGCUGAAGUUAUGGAGAGCAUUGUGCUCGAAUUUAUGGCUGAGCUGUGCCACGCCCGGCCGCAGUAUCGCCACGUUGAGCAGGAAAUACGACAAUUAUUGGAUUCCUGUAGUGACGAUGACUUGCUGCGCCGCCUCCUACUCGAAUGGCUGCUGGUAGCUCCUUGUGCGUCGACGAAGUCAGCUGUAGAGCGGGAGAUCGCAUUUCUUACACCUCUUUCACCUGUCAAGAUAUUCGAACGAUGCUUGAAUGCAGUUCCUGAAGGCUCGCGUCCAUGGGCUCGAAGAGUCUUGAUGUGGAUGUCACUAUCAUUUCGACCGUUGACUCCUGAAGAACUGGGAAGUGCACUCAGCCUCGAUACCUCAACAGACCCGGUGCCAGAGCAGGAGACAUAUGGUGAUUUAAUGUGGGAUAUUGAAAACUGCUUUGGGCCUAUCAUAACCCGAGAGAAUGGACACGUUCAGUUUCGCCAUCCAACUGUUCGGGACUUCUUGACGACUAUCAGUGACGCUUCCGACCAAGAACGGCCUUGGUACGCUUGGAAUUCUUCGGAAGAAGGCCAUCGAAAUAUCACCGACGCUUGCGUUGGAUAUCUCAACUUACCUUCAACCCAAGACAAGAUUCUAGCAGCUUGCCAAACAUGCCCUGUUGACCAACGAUUAUUCGAAAGCCCGUCAGAUAUUACCUCGUAUGCUGUCGAAUUCUGGCCACUGCACUAUCAGCGAGGUCACUCUUCAGCAUUUCUUAAGCCACAACAUUCCAGCAUCGCCAGCUUCUUCAGCGAUGAUACGGCACUCAAGCGUUGGGAUGCAGCCAGAUGGUACCUUUCAAAUCCUCACAUCAGAUCGGACUGGCUUUCUUUCUCGCAUCUUCCAGUAAUUGCAUCUAUAGGUGACGAAAGCUCGGUUCAAACCUGGAUUCAGUCUCAAGAACCUGACGGACGCGAUAUUUCCCUGGCACUUAUCGAGGCAUCGAGAUUCGGACAUAGCGAUGUUGUCAAGUUUCUUCUCCAGAAGUCAAGCACAAAUGCAGAUGUCUGUCUCGAAGCUAUAAUGGUCGCAGCACGAUCGGCAGAACUGGAAACUCUGCGCAUCCUGUUGGCGCAUGUCAUUGGAAUUCUGCACAUAACCCAGUGGCCUGGCAGUCUUACCUCGAGGUUUGCCUAUCUCGGUUUCGUCGAGCACUUAACGUUCAUCUUACAAGCUGGAGCGGACGCGAACUCGUCUGACCCUGAUUUCUCGCCACCUCUCCACUGCGCCAUCGUCAGAGACGAGACUGCAGCUUUUGACACCCUCAUAGAGCAUGGAGCUGACCCCGCUGCAAUCAAAUCCAACUGGGUAGACACGCCGCCCAUAGUGGUAGCUGGCAAGUAUGGCCGAGCGAAGAUCAUCGACAGGCUGGCCAAAGCAGCACUCAUCGAUGCACAGGAUAAUAAGGGCAGGAACGCUCUAUGGUAUGCGGGAGGUAGAGGUCAUCACGCGGUGUUUCAGGCACUCGUCAAGGCUGGGGCGAACACAGAAACCCUCACUGCAUGGGUGAGGGAUCUUCGACCUGCCCUGAUUCCCAUCGCAGGGCUUCCCUACCCAAAGUGCCUCAAGUCAGUACUUGAUGCUGGCGUGGAUAUCAAUGCAAAGUUGAGAGAAGCUCACUCAUUCCAUGCCUUGGGCAUAGCAGCACGAGCUGGUCACGUCGAAAUUUGCCGUAUGCUGCUUGACCACGGCACGUGUAAAGAGUUCGAUGACGAUUCUGCCCUUAUCCAUGCUACAAGAGCGAAUAACAUUGAGAUUGUGAAUAUGCUACUGGAGGAGGGUUACAAAGUCGAUGUGCAGCUGGACGAUUCCCCUUAUCACGGUACACCUCUCGUGGCGGCUGCUAGAGCAGGCUAUCAUGACAUAGUCACAGUCCUCCUGGAGAAAGGAGCCAGUGUCAACUACUCUGCUCCCAGAAAGAUCACGCCUUUGAUGUCCGCUGUCCUGGCAAGUCAGGCUACAAUAACCAAGAAGUUCAUUGAUGCUGGAGCGGAUAUGGAUGUUGUUGGGGGAGCUACCUAUAAUUGGAGCGCAACACACUUUGCUUACAAUAGGCUAGACUGCAUGAAGGUUCUUGUGGACGCUGGGGCUGAUAUCAAUUCGAUUGGACCCGAUGGCUCGCCGUUCUAUCUCGCUGCGUAUUUUAACUCGACAAAGGUGGUUGAGCUGCUCCUUGAACACAAACCAGACCUUGAGACCAGGUGCCCAGAGGGAGACUUUACGGAUGCAGGCUAUACGGCACUUCAUUGUGCAGCAUAUUACGGAUAUAAUGAAUUGCUUCGGCUAUUGUUGGAAGCGGGUGCAGAUAUUGAGGCGAAAACACUAAAAGAUGGAACGCCUCUGAUCCUAGCCGUGGCUACCAAUAAUGAAGAGAGUGUCAAGAUCCUGCUGGAGUACAAGCUGGACAUAGACGCUGUCGAUGUAUUCGGAGGCACUGCAAUUUUUUGUCUUCCCAAUCCUGCAAAUUUAUCAGUCGUCAGACGCCUGAUAAACCGCGGUGCCAAUCUGACACUCCGGAACAAGGAAAAGUAUACCCCCCUAGGACGAGCCGUAGUGAACGGAGACCUCCCAUUGGCAAUAAUGCUCUCUUCUGAGAAGAUCGACUUGAACGCGGAGGCUGCUGAGAAUGGGACAGCUCUGCACAUCGCAACAGAGGAGUGCAAUAUUGACAUGGUCAAAGUGCUUACUGAGAAGGGCGCGAGCCCUGAUAUCGCCAAUUCCUGGAUGUACGGCUCGGCUCUACAAAGAUUGUUUGAGAAAUACGAUACUUCUACAGAGAACAAGGAUGUAAUUGCUCGGUAUCUAAUUAAUGACGCUGGCGCCGACGUCAAUGUUCAUGGUGGUAACUUGGGAUCAGUCCUGAACGCCGCAAUCCUGAGUGGCUCCCUAGACACGAUCAAGUUCAUUCUCGAGAAAGGUGCUGAUAUUGAUUGGCGAGACCUCCAGGGGCGGCGACCGAUACACUAUGCAGCUUUGAAGAGUGCUGAGCACUUCAGACUACUGCUCGAGGCAAGUGGCGAUGAUGAAGAGCGUCUUGGCAUCACUACCAAGACCAAGUAUGGCAUGACAGUGCUUCAUCUUGCUGUAGCAACGGGAAGAUCUGAUCUUGUCGAGUUGGUGCUCUCCCAUACAAGCGGGACGAUAUCUAUUGACGAGCCUGACGAUGAUGGCUGGACGCCUCUGCUCUGGGCAUGUCGCUUCUGUGAGGAGUGGGGCACGCCCAAAGAAAUCAGUCCUGAGAUCGUGAAGCUUCUCCUAGAUCGUGGAGCAGACCCGUCAGUUCGAGGUCGGACCUCAGAUGAUAGAGAAUGGUCGCCACUCAAGAUGGCCAGAUUCCAUGGCGCAUCACAAGAAGUGAUAGAUUUGUUGACGGCAAGCCCUAGUAAGAGAAAGGAGGACGACUGGAAGUCCAAGUUCCAUGUUUCCAAGAAGGCAGCGCGAACUACAUGGUAUUGCGACUUGUGCCUUUUUCACGUCUAUGGCACCGUGUACUACUGUGAGGUCUGCGGGCUCUCGUAUGGGUUGUGUUUCAAGUGCUAUCGUUAUAGAGAGGAAUUCCAUCCGUAUCACGAUAAGUGGGAAGAGCGAGGUCCAGAAUUUGUUGACGAUGAUGAAGAGGAGGGAGAGGAGAAGGAGGAAGAAGAAGAGGGCGAACCAAGGAGUUCACCAGGUAUUGAGCAGGUCCAGGAUGAUGAUUCCGAGGGAGACUGGUCGAAUGAUGAAGCUGAGGGAGAGGGCAUCGACUUGGGUGCUGAAGCAGCAUUACUUUUUGAUGAAUGCCCCCCAGAAAAUGCAACCAUUCUGGCAACAGAGCAUCUUCAUCUCAAGAUGACCAGCCCUCGAAGAGCAAGGAAAGGUCUAACCUAUGCUUAG
This is a messenger RNA of Fusarium tjaetaba, 6354 nucleotides long. Its product is annotated as ankyrin 1. The transcript is spliced from 11 exons. Gene Ontology annotation, molecular function: protein binding. NCBI's taxonomy places the organism in Eukaryota, Fungi, Ascomycota, Sordariomycetes, Hypocreales, Nectriaceae. The record is from RefSeq and is a predicted model, not a curated record. Bases 1 to 6354 code for a protein of 2117 amino acids.